UCUCUCUCUCUCUCUCUCUCUCUCUCUCUCUCUCAUUUGUUGUUGAUAGUUCAUAAACACUAGUAUUUUAUUUUCCCUUUUUUUUUUUCCAACGCAAAUCCCCUAACUUGAUAUUUCCCUUUUUUUUUACUUGUAUCAGAUCUUCUAUUUUCCGUGAAUGUAGUUAUUUAUUUAUGUGUUCAUUUGUCUUCCCCAAUAGUUUAUAUGAAUAGAUGAAAUAAUCCUGUUUUGCCCACCCAAAGACCGAAAAACAUAAAAUAUUGGUCUCAUAUGCAUGCAGAUGCUGUAAGGUUUCGUGGCUGACAACGUUUCCUCAUCUUGGUGAUUUCCAUUCAGGCUAAAAAAACUUUAUUGCAGGUAUGAAUUCAAAUGGCCAAUCACCAUUUUCUGUUGAUGGUAGUCCAGUUCGGCAAACCCAACCACCUGCACCGCCACAACAACCAUCUGUUGACACAAAUACAGACGCAAGAACUGGUAACACUCAAAAUCAGCAUCCUUCAACAUCUCACGACUGUCAGACUCGGACUCGGAGUCAUACUCAAGCUCGGGCUAAGACUCGAUCAUGGUUUGAGAUUCUGACAGAGAAGACUAGUGGUGGCGACAACUUACUUAAGCUGUCGAAGACGCUCCUAGUCACAAAUUUCAGUGCAGCCAUAGCUAUGGUGAUUUUCAGAUCUGAGGGAUCGCCGUUGCAGUUUGCUUUGAAUUCAAAACCACCACAUGCAAAAUCAUUCGGUAUUCUUGUGGCUUGUAUUGCAAUUGGUUUCACUUGUAAUAUGAAUGUGAUCUUAUUACAGAAGGAAUCGCCAAUCGCUGCAAGCAUAGGGGGGUAUGCUGGCGCGUUGUCGUCCGUCAUUGGGUUCUUGACCAUGAUAAAAAUGAUUCUACCUCAUAACCUCUUGUGGAUUGUUUGGCCUGCUGGUGUUUCUAUCUCCCUAUCAUUUCUCCAUCUCCUUACAAAGAACAGACUUCUCAUGCAAAAUCGGGGUAGAGGCCCAGGCCGCCGUGGCCGUGGACGUGGAUUUCCGCCUCCACCUACAGACUUUCCUUCCCUCCUGGGAAUCUACAGUAACAAAGGGAAAUCUAGCCAAUCGGUUAAAGAUGUCCUCCUAACUCCAGAAACUUAUUUCCAGAACUCCAUUACAGAAGAAACUGUUCUUUAUAUUGAUACAGCUGAUAUCCAAUGGGUUUCUGAUCCAUGGGAGGUGAAAAAACGCUAUCUUGCCACUCAAAAUAGCCCUCCACAUUUGGAUACUUACCGCUAUGUUUAUGAACAAAUUCUGACUGAAUUAGCUUCUGUCCAAUUCCAACAUCAUUAUGCCGAUUCUAAUCGAACUGCAAGUCCAAUUAAUUACAGUAAAGCUACCAUCCAGUCUAUCAUGCCUAUCCAAGCCUGGGGCAUUCAUCCCCAUGUUACCCGCAGUCUUGACAUCCGGUCUAAAGAUAUCCGUUACAGUUAUUGGGAUUAUAUUACUGCUUUCACUCAAACUUUCUAUUAUAUGAACCCUCUUCGUUCUCACUCUUGGUUUUUUCGGGUUCUUCCUGAUGUCCUUAAAAAUGAUCUCCCCUCCUGGUUUCUCAUUUGGUGGGAUACCUUUGGGUUACAGCUCGAUGCUUUUCCAGAAUAUGUUCGCCUGGCCUUUAAUGAAUGGCAAGCUAUUUUCAGUAUUCUUCCAGUUAAUAAAAAUAUUUCCAUGUCCAAAUGUUUAAUGCAUUUUGUCAUUCGCUUCAGUAUUCCUUGGAUAUGGAAAUGGGAUUUCCAGUGCGAUUUCCAGAAUAAAGUUCCCCGUUUAAAAAGAGUUUUCUUCUAUAAAUGGUGGAAACAGAUGGAUGAUACCAAAAAUAAGCAAGACUUGCUCCAGCGAAUCAAAGAACAUACUCAAUCCUGCCUAGAUGCCUGUCCAAAAACAACUCCUGUCAUUCCUGCCAAUCCUUUUAUUCAAAUCCAGCAAGAGCUUCGACGAAAAUAUCCAGAAAUAACAGAGGAAGAACUUGUUGCCAAAAGUAUGGAUUUUAUGAAGCAACAAUUUCUUGAGUCCAUGGCCCCUCGAGACUCUAGCAUGAAGUCAGCUUCCAGUGAAGGCGAAAAAACUCAACCUGACCCAUAUUCAGAUGAUGACAAUGCAUUCACACCCCUUGCAGGAGAAUCCCAAGACCCGAAUGAAGAUCCAUCUGAUCCAGAUUUUGGAGAUAUUUGGGACUCUGUGACAGAACUAAUUACCGACAAAUUGGUACGGGCCAAAGGAAAAGGAAAACGAAAUGACAAAUAAUGCGUCUGGCCCACCAGUCCUAUUCUGUCUACCAUCUACUUUCCAGCACCACUAGUGGCCAAAUAACUUUCGGUGAAUAAUGAAGCCACUUUUCUUAAAGUAGAUUCUUUGCCGACAAAGCUAAAGAUAAGAGGAUAAGGAUGAUCGAAUGCAAACCAUUCAGCACACGCCACCUGUCCUUGUUAUCUGUUGAGUUUGUAAUAUAAAUAGGUAGCCCUUGGCUUGUAAGAGGCACCACUAGAACAAUUUUAUUUUCUCGUUUAAAAACUCUGUACUCUCUCUCUCUAUUUUCAGUGUGAAGCUUUUGAAGCAUAGUAAUAAUAUCUCUGCUGGUUU
Molecule: messenger RNA, 2606 nt
Organism: Camellia sinensis
Lineage: Eukaryota; Viridiplantae; Streptophyta; Magnoliopsida; Ericales; Theaceae
Source: RefSeq, a predicted model, not a curated record